UGGUUGGGAGGAUUAAAGAAUAAACGAGGAAGAUGGAGAUGGGAAUGGACAGAAUCAAGAAUCCCAAUGAGAGCCUUUAAAUGGGGCUGGGCGUCAGAAUAUCCCCGAGCUCUGGAGACAGAUGAUACUGCUGCCUGUUUGUCUAUCCGUGGUCGUGGGACGGAUACUGGACUCAAGGUUUGGGAAGAUACUGACUGUGGAGAGAAACUGAACUUUGUCUGUGAAUAUUUAUGGAUUCAGGAGUAUAUUGAAGAGCAGAAGGAUGAGAGUGGAGAGAGAGAAGGACGGAUGAUGACAAGGAAGGAGAAGGAGGAGAGGAUGAAGAGGAACCUGGAGCUAAACCUCGUCAAGGUGGCAGAAAUCAGACAAAGCAGAGCUUUUAACCUGACAAACAGUUGGACAUAAGCCAGAUAAUCAGUGAGCAAUAUAUCAGCUGAUCCGAUUUGCAUGAACUACUAAGCUCAUUUUAAAUUAGCUGAAUAAUCAGUUAUCAUGAAUCAUAUAUAUCAUAUAAUUUAAAGCCUAACGUCCGUUGAUCAUGAACUAAAUAAUAUGAAUCUGCAGUUCAUGAUAAGUUAGUCAUGAACCAGUUGUGUUUCAACAGCGUAACAUUUGCCAUUGGUUUUAGAGAACCCGCUGAUCAUGAACCAACUGAUCAUGCACCAGCUGAUCAUGAACCAGCUGAUCAUGCACCAACUAAUCAUGCACCAGCUGAUCAUGAAUCAACUAAUACUAAAUCAGAAAAUCAUAGCUAGCUGAUCAUGAACCAGAUAAUCAUAAUCCACAUUAUCACUAACCAGAUGAUCAUGAACCACAUAGCUAUGAACCAGUUGAUCAUAAACCAUGACUGACUAUUAAGCAGCUGAACUAUCUGAUAAUGAUCAUGAACGUGAAUUAUUCUGUAUGUUACCUCUCACAAUUGUUAUCUAAUGCACAUAUUUAAAGAACUGAAAAUAAAAUAAUUUUCUUAUUACAC
Molecule: messenger RNA, 976 nt
Organism: Eurytemora carolleeae
Lineage: Eukaryota; Metazoa; Arthropoda; Copepoda; Calanoida; Temoridae
Source: RefSeq, a predicted model, not a curated record